Cajanus cajan (pigeon pea) is the source of this 2254-nucleotide messenger RNA. RefSeq names its product putative WRKY transcription factor 20. Lineage: Eukaryota; Viridiplantae; Streptophyta; Magnoliopsida; Fabales; Fabaceae. Gene Ontology annotation, molecular function: sequence-specific DNA binding; DNA-binding transcription factor activity. The record is from RefSeq and is a predicted model, not a curated record. Gene Ontology annotation, biological process: regulation of DNA-templated transcription.
GGGAGACACAGAUGAAUGAGUUGUGAGAGAGAGAUCCAUUGUUGCAAGUCAACUCAGUAGUCCCAGCAUCUCUGACAGAACCUUCAAACAAAAAAAAAUGCAUCUUUGAAAUGACCCUUUUGCCCCUCCCUCCCUCCCCACUUCUGCUUUGACUCUCGCCAACGCCACCGCCCACAAUGGACGCCGCCACCACCAACGCCGGCUCGCCCCGCCCCAGCUCUGAGCUCCAGCUCAACGGGGCGUCAGAGGAUCCGAAUCGAAGCGGGUUGGGUCAGAAUUCGUCGGCGAGGUACAAGCUCAUGUCGCCGGCGAAGCUUCCGAUCUCGAGAUCGCCGUGCAUCACGGUUCCUCCGGGGCUGAGUCCUACGUCGUUUCUGGAAUCCCCUGUUCUUCUUUCCAACAUGAAGGUGGAGCCUUCACCAACUACAGGGUCCCUUCGUAAGCUUCAGCAAACAUUACAUGGUUCUAUGGCUUCUGCUGCCUCUGCUACAUUUCCGGUAACCACUGCAUGCUUCAAUACCAAUACUGUUGAUGACAGAAAAUCAAGCUUCUUUGAGUUUAAACCACUCAAUAGAUCGAAUAUGGUUCCUGCAGACUUCAACAACCAUGUAAGUAAACAAUCUAAUCAAGUAGAAGGUCCAGGGAAAGCUCAAUCAUUUGCUUCCUCACCAUUUGUUGAAAGUGAGAUAGCAGUUCCUUCUAAUGAAUUAAGCCUAUCAUCACCUGUACAAAUGGUUAGUUCUGGUGCUAGUACUCCUGUUGACGUUGAUUUGGAUGACAUUAACCACAAAGGUAACGCAGCUACUGGGCUUCAAGCAUCACAUGCUGAGGUCAGAGGCAGUGGACUUUCAGUUGCAGCUGAGAAAACAUCUGACGAUGGAUACAAUUGGCGAAAAUAUGGUCAAAAACUUGUUAAAGGAAGUGAAUUUCCUCGCAGUUAUUACAAAUGUACACAUCCUAACUGUGAAGUGAAAAAACUUUUUGAACGCUCUCAUGAUGGUCAAAUCACUGAGAUAGUUUAUAAGGGGACACAUGAUCAUCCUAAACCUCAACCGAGCUGCCGAUACUCUGCUGGUACUGUUAUGUCUAUUCAAGGAGGAGAAAGAUCUGAUAAGGCUUCUUCUUUGGCUGGCCGAGAUGACAAAGCAUCCACUAUGUAUGGUCAGGUGUCUCAUGGAGCUGAGCCCAACAGUACUCCAGAAUCAUCACCUGUAGCAACAAAUGGUGACGGUUUAGAGGGUGCUGGGUUAGUGUCAAGCAGGAUCAAUGAAGAGGUUGAUGAUGAUGAUCCCUUUUCAAAGCGAAGAAAAAUGGAACUUGGAAAUGCUGACAUCACUCCUGUAGUUAAGCCUAUCCGGGAACCACGGGUUGUUGUACAAACUUUGAGUGAGGUUGAUAUAUUGGAUGAUGGGUAUCGCUGGCGUAAGUAUGGGCAGAAGGUGGUGAGAGGCAAUCCUAACCCCAGGAGUUAUUACAAAUGCACAAAUGCUGGUUGCCCUGUCAGAAAACAUGUGGAGAGGGCAUCUCAUGAUCCGAAAGCAGUGAUAACCACAUAUGAGGGUAAACAUAAUCAUGAUGUACCAGCUGCUAGGAAUAGCAGCCAUGACAUGGCAGCACCAGCAACUGCAGGUGGACAAGCAAGAAUUAAAUUAGAAGAAAGUGAUACUAUUAGCCUUGACCUUGGGAUGGGCAUUAACUCAGCUGCGGAACAUAGAUCACAUGGACAAGGGAAAACACUGCACUCAGAAUUUGGUGACCCUCAAACUCACACCACCAAUUCCAAUUUCAAGUUUGUUCAUACUACCCAAGCUCCAGUAUACUUUGGUGUUCUAAAUAACAGCUCAAAUCCCUAUGGUUCUAGAGACAAUAGGAGUGAUGGUCCUUUAAACCAUUCCACUUAUCCAUGCCCACAGAGCAUGGGAAGAAUACUAAUGGGUCCAUGAAAUUGUUUACACCACAGAUAUUAAAAUAAAAAUUAUGAGUAACAUUUGGGUAUUUUUUUUGGGCGGGUAUAGCUUCAAAGGUGUAACAUCUCAUUUUCUAUAAGAAAAUGCGAUAGUUCUUUUACGUUUAUAUCACUAUUCGAGAGCUGCUGUUUAGGAGAAUUGGUAGCAGCUCCAUGUUGACUUCCAAGUCUAGUUGCCGUUUGUAAUUGUAUAAUUAUCUAUAAUUAUAUCCAAAUUCUUCUGUAUAAAUAUGAAGCUGAUGUCAAAGUUACUUUCACAAAACCUUGUAAAAGUGCAUUUAGCCUUUU